AAGGGAAAAUGUUAAGAACUAAAAUCAUCUUUUUCAGCUACCCGCCUGAAAAAAUUAUUGCUAUUUUUCUUUUUUUUUUUUUUUUUUGAGACAGAGUCUUGCUCUGUUGCCCACGCUGGAGUGCAGUGGUGCGAUCUUGGCUCACCACAACCUCGCCUCCCGGGUUCAAGCGAUUCUCUUGCCUCAGUCUCCCAAGUAGCUGGGAUUACAGGCGCACACCACCAUACCUGGCUAAUUUUUGUAUUUUAGUAGAGACGGGGUUUCACUAUUUGGACAGGAUGGUCUUGAACUUCUGACCUCAGGUGAUCCGCCUGCCUUGGCCUCCCAGAGUGCUGGGAUUACAGGCGUGAGCCAUGGCUCCCGGCCUGUUACUUUUCAAGGGCCAGAUUGAAUUUAUUUCUCUGAUGUUUCCUUUUUCCUUCUUUAACUAUUUGGUGUAGGAGAAAUUCUCCAGAACUAUCCCUGAGAGCUGGGGGAUCAGUGUCUCAGGAACACCUGUGUUUAUUACCUGUGUCCAUUCUCUGUGUCUUAAGUGGCCAUUUGAAGCCAUCUGCAUCCUUUUCAAUUAAAAGAUUAUCAGUAGGCUGGGUGCGGCGGCUCAUGCUUGUAAUCCCAGCACUUUGGGAGGCUGAGGCAGGCCGAUCACCUGAGGUCUGGAGUUCAAGACCAACCUGGUCAACAUGGUGAAACCCCGUCUUUACUAAAAAUACAAAAAUUAGCCAUGGUGGCAUGCGCCUGUAAGUCCAGCUACUUGGGAGGCUGAGGCACGAGAAUCGCUUGAACCCGGGAUGCAGGGGCUGCAGUGAGCGGGGAUGCACCACUGUUCUCCAGCUUGGGCGACAGCUGAGACUCUGUCUCAAAAAGUUAAAAAAAAAAAAAAAAUUAUUGCAACUCGUUACUCCUUGUGGAAGGAGGAGAGGUGUCUGAGAACAGAUCAAAUGAGGAACAGAUGAUGAAACCAGAGGGAGAUGGAGGUGGAAUAAAAGAAUAUUAUGUUAAUUAGUGUUAAGGGGUAUGAGAAAAGAGGAUACAUUUAGUAGAAGAAAGCAUAAACAAGAUUUCAGCUAUGGUUCAUUUGCUUUGCUGGAAGACAGUUUAGGAGUAUUUGUAAUAUUUUUAGUUUGUUUUUAAUCUAUAUAAAAGCAGAUGAAGAGGAGUGGGAAGUGAAAGAAUAAUGUUACUUGAAUAACACUUAUCUCUGGUUUCAGUGAUUUUCAUUACAACUUUACUAGUAUUUGUUUCAUUAGCUGAAUACUAUUGGAGAAGAACUCGGUUUUAGAUAAAUUCUGAAAUGGAAUUAAUACAUUCAUAUCACUUGCUUGCCUAAAAAAAAUUUUUAUUAUAGGGUUUAAGAUUAACAAGAUUUUAAAAUAAGUGAUUAGAUUUUAAAAUGUGUAAAGUUUGGUUUAUCAGAUAGCUUGAAAGGAUAGUUCUAUGGAUAUCAGUGUUUUUUUAUUUUGCUAUUUUAUUUGUGCUAUUUAUUUGCUCUGUUCAUCAUAGGGGCAAAGGAAAUGUUAGAUCAUCCUAAUAGUUGAUAAGCUAGUAAAGAUGAGGGUAGGGGAUAAUUUUAGAGUAAGGCCUGUGUGGCUUAGUGUGUUUCAGAAUAUCUGAAAGACGUUUCCAUGGGCUUGGGUGUCAGACAAAUUAGAAACCCAGCCGGGCAGAGUGGCUUGCGCCUGUAAUCCCAGCACUUUGGGAGGCCAUGGUGGGCGGAUCACGUGAGGUCAGGAGUUCGAGACCAGCCUGGCCAACAUGGUGAAACCCAGUCUCUACUAAAAAUACAAAAAAUUAGCCGGGUGUGGUGGCAUGUGCCUGCAAUCCCAGCUACUCGGGAGGCUGAGGCAGGGGAAUCGCUUGAACCCGGGAGGCGGAGGUUGCAGUGAGCCGAGAUUGCACCACUGCACUUCAGUCUGGGCAACGAGCAAAAUUCUGUCUAAGGAAAAAAAAAAAAAAACCCUUUAUUAUAUCUUCAUCCUGGAAAUCAUAAUGUGUAUAAGUUUAUUUUAAAGGGUUAGAGAAAUUAGACUGUCAAUCAGUUUAACUUGAUGUUUCUUUCUUUCUUUUUUUUUUGAGACGGAGUCUUGCUCUAAUACUGCCCAGGCUGUAAUGCAGUGGUGUGAUCUCGGCUCACUGCAACCUCUGCCUCCCGGGUUCAAGCAAUUCUCCUGCCUCACCCUCCCGAGUAGCUGGGAUUACAGGUGCCUGCCACCAUGCCCGGCUAAUUUUUGUAUUUUUAGUGGAGAUGGGAUUUUACCGUGUUGGCCAGGCUGGUCUCAAACUCCUGACUUCAAGUGAUCUGCCCCCUUCGGCCUCCCAAAGUGCUGGGAUUACAGGCAUGAGCCACUGCGCCCGGCCUAACUUGAUGUUUCUUAAACUUGUUUGAUGGCGUUUCAUCCUCCCCAUCACCCUUAUGGAACACCCUUUUUUAUUUUAUUUAUUUAUUUAUUUUUUUGAGAACGGAUUCUUACUCUAUCACCCAGGCUGGAGUUCAGUGGCGUGAUCUUGGCUCACUGCAACCUCUGCCUCCUGGGUUCAAGCAAUUCUGCCUCAGCCUCCUGAGUAGCUGGGACUACAGGCAUGUGCCACCAUACCCAGCUAAUUUUUGUAUUUUUAGUAGAGACGGGGUUUCACCACGUUGGCCAGGCUGGUCUCAAACUCCUGGCCUCAAAUGAUAUGCCUACCUUGGCCUCCCAAAGUGCUGGGAUUACAGGCGUGAGCCUCCAUGCCUGGCUGUUUGACCCAUUUAAAAAAUGGCUUGUGGUUUAUAAGACAAGUUGUCUGAGAAUCUGAAUGUAGGUACUUCUACCUCAUCAGCUAGAACAAAGAAAGUCCCAAUAAUCAUAAUUUGUUUUGUAGUUGGUAUCUCACCUUAUGAGGUGCCUUUUAAAAGAAAGGUUCUCAAUUUGUCACGUUUGCUGCCUAGGUAAUGUAGUGACUUAUUUUAUGCUGCAAAUGUAUGCUUGUUUAGGAUAUCUGAUACAGGCUGGCGUGAUUUCAUUCUUGCAGACUUACGACCAAAAUACUCUGUACUGAUUCUGAAAAUAUUUGUCUUUUUGGUGCAUUUAUAAGAACGUAAGUUGCCUGAUCUUAAGAGUUUUUUUCUGCUUGGGUAUGGUGGCUCAUGCCUGUAAUCCCAGCAGUUUGGGAGACCCAGGUGGGAGGAUUGCUUGAGGCCAGCAGUUUGAGACUAGCCUGGUAGCCUGGUCAACAUAGUGAGACCGUGGCUCUAUUUAAAAAAAAAAAAAAAAAAAAAGGUUUUUUCCGAACUUAUCCAUUUGUCUGUGGUACAAACCUAUCCUCUGAUAUUUCAAACCAAAAAACUUCUUUAUAACUUUCUCCUUAAACCCUCCACCUCCAAUCUGAUGACCUAUUCUCUAUUUCUGUGCUACUACCGCAGGGCAGAUGCUCCAUUUCAAUCUUAGAUUAUUACCCUAGUUUCUUAGCUGAGUUCCUUGACUGUCGGUUGUCUUUGGCAGUCCACCUUGGAAUACAGGUACAAUAUUGAUACUCCUAAAACACUGUUCAUGGAUAUGGAAGAAGUGACUGUUCUGCUUAGCUUUUAGAGUCUAUGUGACUUGGACUCAUAGUUUUUUUUGUUUGUUUCUUUUUUCCACUUUGCAUGCUUGCUUGUGCCAUUUCUCCUGAUACUCCUAUCUAACUAGAGAUUUAUUCUCACAUUAUUUUAGAUUACUCUCCCGUGUUUACUCUGAAAAUCUGUGGCACUCCUAUUUCAUAGUGUAAAAUUGUAGCAAUCUGAGACUACUACAGUUGCUAGCCUCUUCUUAUAACCAGUAAAGUAUACUAGAUGAUGUAUGAUGAACUUUCUAGCAUAGAAUUUGGCACAGAGUAGGCAUUUAGUUAACUACUGAAAUGUGUUAAAGGCCUUUGAAGGCAAGAUUUCUGUUACCCAGUGUAAUGCUAUAGUAGGCAUUUAGAUAUCUUACUUAGAUAACUUUUGUAAUAAGUUAAUAGAGUUGGUUCUUGGAAGAACGAAAUCCUAUUUUAACAGAUAUUUUAGGUCCUAACUUGUGUCGUAAUUAGAGAGGGUCUGUUAGGUGCUUGGGAUCUUGUUCUUGAACUGCACACAUACCAGCACAACUACUGUUAAAUUUCUUUUGCCCCUUUAGAACAAAAAAGGAUUUAACAGUUAUGUACUUUUAAUAACAUUGUAUUACCUUGUUGGUAACCUUCACAGCUUUUUUUUUUUUUGAGACAGAGUCUUGCUCUUGUCAUCCAGGCUGGAAUGCAGUGAUCCCAUCAUGGCUCACUGGAACCUUCGCCUCCCGGGUUCAAGUGAUUCUCGUGCCUCAGCCUCCCGAGUAGCUGGGAUUACAGGUCAACAUCAGAUUUGAAAUAUUUAAAGUGGAUACAAAACUAUUUCAGCAAUGCAGACAAUUAAGUGUGUUGUUGUGGGCGAUGGUGCCGUUGGUAAAACAUGUCUCCUGAUAUCCUACACAACGAACAAAUUUCCAUCGGAAUAUGUACCGACUGUUUUUGACAACUAUGCAGUCACAGUUAUGAUUGGUGGAGAACCAUAUACUCUUGGACUUUUUGAUACUGCAGGGCAAGAGGAUUAUGACAGAUUACGACCGCUGAGUUAUCCACAAACAGAUGUAUUUCUAGUCUGUUUUUCAGUGGUCUCUCCAUCUUCAUUUGAAAAUGUGAAAGAAAAGUGGGUGCCUGAGAUAACUCACCACUGUCCAAAGACUCCUUUCUUGCUUGUUGGGACUCAAAUUGAUCUCAGAGAUGACCCCUCUACUAUUGAGAAACUUGCCAAGAACAAACAGAAGCCUAUCACUCCAGAGACUGCUGAAAAGCUGGCCCGUGACCUGAAGGCUGUCAAGUAUGUGGAGUGUUCUGCACUUACACAGAAAGGCCUAAAGAAUGUAUUUGACGAAGCAAUAUUGGCUGCCCUGGAGCCUCCAGAACCGAAGAAGAGCCGCAGGUGUGUGCUGCUAUGAACAUCUCUCCAGAGCCCUUUCUGCACAGCUGGUGUCGGCAUCAUACUAAAAGCAAUGUUUAAAUCAAACUAAAGAUUAAAAAUUAAAAUUCGUUUUUGCAAUAAUGACAAAUGCCCUGCACCUACCCACAUGCACUCGUGUGAGACAAGGCCCAUAGGUAUGGCCCCCCUUCCCCCUCCCAGUACUAGUUAAUUUUGAGUAAUUGUCAGAAAAGUGAUUAGUACUAGUUUUUUUUGUUGUUUCAAAAAAAAAAAAAAUUUUUUUUUGUUAUUUUUGUUUUUGUUUUUUGUUGUUUAAAAGCAAGGCAUGCUUGUGGAUGACUCUGUAACAGACUAAUUGGAAUUGUUGAAGCUGCUCCCUGGUUCCACUCUGGAGAGUAAUCUGGGACAUCUUAGUGUUUUUUUUUUUUUUUCCCUCCUCUUUUUUUGGGGGGAGUGUGUGUGGGGUUUGUUUUUUAGUCUUGUUUUUUUAAUUAACCAGUGGAUAGCCCUUAAGGGGAGGAGGACGGAUUGAUUCCACAUUCCACUUCCUAGAUCUAGUUUAGAAAACAUGUUCCCCAUCUGGUGCUCUUAGGAAGGAGUAUAGUAAAUGCCUCAUUUAAUAACAUACUCCUUUUUGAAAGUUGCCUUUUCUCUCCACCCUUGAGUAGAUCCAGUAUUUGAUGAAACUCAUGAAAGUGGGUGGAGCCUGUCUUGCCCCUCCUCUUUUCUAGGACGCACUAUAUGUGACUGACUUUCAAGGACAUUUGUUUGCCAUUUGCUGAUUUUUUUGGGAAGUUAAUUUCUAACUUCUUUCACUGAUAAAUGAAGAAAAGUAUUGCACCUUUGAAAUGCACCAAAUGAAUUGAGUUUUUAAUUAAAAAAUUUUUUUUCCUUCUCAGUCAUUGUCUUAUAUGCUUAGCAUAGAUUUGCAGCUCAGUAGUAUAUGGUGUUCCUAGAAUGCAGCUGAAGACCUGGUAUGUAGAGGAAAUAUGAGGGGUGGUGCUAGAAGACAGACAUCUGUGGGAUGAUUCACAUCCUCUCAAGUUAGGAGGAUGGAGGCCUGCUUCAUUAAGAAGCUGGGGGUAGGGUGGGGGUGGGGAGAACACUUAACAACAUGGGGACCAGUCAGGGGAAUCCCCUUAUUUCUGUUUUGCAUAUGAGGAACCCUAGAGCAGCCAGGUGAGGCUCUCUAGUUUAAUAAAAAUCAUGGAAAGAGUCUUAUGCAGACUCUUCUUAAGUGUUAAUAGGGAUUUUAUCAGCUUAUUUUGGUUGCAGUUUCCAAUUUUUAAAAAUGUUGAGGUAAUCUCUCCCACCUUCCCAAUCCUAAUUCUUGUAGAUUCAUUAGUGUUGAACCAAUGCUUUCUCAUGUCUCAAUUCUUUGUAUAUGCAUUCUUUUCAGAUGUAUUAAACAAACAAAAACCCUUCACAA
This is a messenger RNA of Symphalangus syndactylus (siamang), 6371 nucleotides long. It is a transcript of the gene CDC42, whose product is annotated as cell division cycle 42. NCBI's taxonomy places the organism in Eukaryota, Metazoa, Chordata, Mammalia, Primates, Hylobatidae. The record is from RefSeq and is a predicted model, not a curated record. Gene Ontology annotation, biological process: small GTPase-mediated signal transduction. Gene Ontology annotation, molecular function: GTPase activity; GTP binding.